AUGGGGAGCCUGGUCGAGACCUACCAGGUACUUCCAGCGGUGCAACUCCCACCACCACACGAGAGGCCCUUGGUCAUCUGCACCUCGCUGGAGGGACACUCCAAGCGCCGUCCUUCCAGCUGCACGCUCCUGCAGGUGGCCACCUCUAAGCUAGAGGAAGAGCUGGCAGGGAGACUACUCGUCUUCACGGACGGCUCCGUCCACCACGAUACCAGCUCAGCCACUGCAGCCUACCUGCUGGCAGCAGACCCUCCUGGAGUACCUGUGGCGGUGGCCUGCGACUCAAGAGCAGCUCUCCAGGCCGUGUGUCUCCUGGAGAGGGCUGGCCUUAGUCCAGCCCUCUUGAUUGUCGAACCGACCACCACGGAGGCAUCCAGAACCGCGCGAAAAAUCAAGGUCAUCGUGCUGCUCGCCGCCCUCGCGCUGCUGCUGCUGCUUGUCGGCGUGUUUCUGGCAGCCUAUCUCUAUACCAGUGAGACGACGAGAAGAAAGGUGGCGAUUUGUACCACCGAAGACUGCACUGCCUUUGGCCUAGAACUGAAAGCAGCCAUCAACAAGGCGGUGGACCCAUGCCACGACUUCCAUGCCUACGUUUGCGGCAGCUGGAACGACCCCGGUCGUUGGCAGUCGACUGAAGCUCGGAUGAGGGCCGCAGCCUUAGAUUCGGCGCUCAAGGAGGUCACAGACGACCAGUCGCAAGCCAGCAAAGCGGCGCAGUUCUUCCACAGCUGCAACAGGGCCGAGGCAGAUGUAAAGGAGAACCUUGGACAGUUCACGGAGUUCCGCAGCUCCCUCGGCCUGACCUGGCCCGAUCUAAGUACACAAGAGGGGAAGCAUCCACUCGACAUCAUGGUCAACUUGGCGCUGAACUGGCAGAUGAACUUCCUCUUCGACAUGAAUGUCAUCAUCGUUCGAGAAUCCCCUACGUUGCUCGUCACGCGCGGUCACCUGGACGUCGCUUGGGAGCAGGACAUGCGUGAUCCCAGGACGCUUCAGAAUUAUGAGAUUUACUUGAACGAUUACUACGAAAUACUCGGCGUCAAUGGCUCACGGGUUGGAAUUGAAACGGCCGAUUUAAUGCAAAUUGAAAAGGACAUUGUCGACGCCAAGGUUCACUUCCUCUACGACGCCCCUCGACAAGACUGGUUCAAAAUAAGCGCCCUCGAUGGCAAGACACCUGCGGUACCGGCAGGCCUCUGGCUAAAUGUACUGACAAAGCAGGACAAGCAGUUCAACUGGACCAAUGACAACACAGUGAUCGUCGAGGACGCAAGGAUACUAGAGAGCACAGACAAUUUGCUGAAGAAUUUCACCCGCGAAAGGUUGAUCAUCGGGCUAUCGUGGAUAUUUAUUCAGACCCACCUGUGGGCUGUUAAUGGUGUGCCAUCUAUCAGAUUCCGUGGCACGUACUCCGAGCUGACGACAAUGAAGGAGCACAGCUGCAUGACGUACGUCGAUUCAUUACUGGGUUUGUCCAGCGCGUCGAAGAUGAUGACCAACCGCUACGGCAACGCCGCAAGCCGGCUCCAUGCCUACAGCUUACUGCACAGAGUGAAUGAGAACACCAAGCGGCUCGUGAAAAACCUGACAUGGAUGGAUGAAGAGAGUAGGCGAGUGGCCUUUCUAAAGCUCGACAGAAUGGCCCGCGUCUUAAUGCCGGCCGACAGCUUCUUCAACAAAAAGGAACGCGACGCAUUGUACAGCGUAUUUCCGGACAUGAACGGCAAGACAUUCAUGACGAAUUUAUUGGCUGCUUCCGAAGUCUAUCGGCAACUCCGCAAUCACGAACGUUUCUCGGAUGUGUACAGCGUUCGCAUGUUUCCCCGGUUCGGCCGAGAGUUCUACUUGUACAUGCCGAACGUGAUGACACUCGCGAUCGGCGACCUAGGUCCGCCGCUGUUCUACCGUAACGCAACGCUGGCCAUCCAAUACGGAGGACUGGGCUCCUUUGUGGGUCGUGAGAUGGUCAAGUCGCUAGAUGACAUCGGCAUCACGGUGGAUGCCGCUGGGGUGCGCGGGCAGUGGCUAAAGCCCGCCGCGGCAGCAGUGCACGCCAGUAAGGCCAACUGCGACGUCCGCCCGACCGUGGACCGCACCCAGUGGCGGCCGCUGCGAGUGUUUCCCGCCGUGGCCGGCCUGGAAGUUGCGUACGCAAGCUACAAGGCGGCUGUAAAGGUCGACUACCGCUCACUAGAGGACCUCCGGGUCAUUCAACUUCAAGAAUUCGAGGACAAGCAGGUCUUUUUCCUCGCGUUCUGCUAUUCGCUGUGCUCCAAGCAUCCGCAGACCAUGGGUGACGCGUGCAACGUUCCGGUAAAGAACUCGCCCCAAUUUGCGGAAGCUUUCCACUGUCCCGCGAAUUCACCAAUGAAUCCGCCUAAAAAGUGUACAUUUUUUGAAAAUUAA
This is a messenger RNA of Dermacentor silvarum, 2406 nucleotides long. RefSeq names its product neprilysin-11. Bases 1 to 2406 code for a protein of 801 amino acids. The transcript is spliced from 3 exons. Gene Ontology annotation, cellular component: plasma membrane. Gene Ontology annotation, molecular function: metalloendopeptidase activity. The record is from RefSeq and is a predicted model, not a curated record. NCBI's taxonomy places the organism in Eukaryota, Metazoa, Arthropoda, Arachnida, Ixodida, Ixodidae. Gene Ontology annotation, biological process: protein processing.